This is a messenger RNA of Scomber scombrus (Atlantic mackerel), 320 nucleotides long. It is a transcript of the gene mpv17, whose product is annotated as mitochondrial inner membrane protein MPV17. Gene Ontology annotation, cellular component: cytoplasm; membrane. Lineage: Eukaryota; Metazoa; Chordata; Actinopteri; Scombriformes; Scombridae. The record is from RefSeq and is a predicted model, not a curated record.
UUUUCAUUUACUAAUUAAUUGAUUGUUUUUCUUUUAUAUUGAUCAUUAUCAGACAUUAAAGCAGCUGCAGGUUUGAUGCUGUCGGUGUUAAGCUGCUAAACUUUAACAGACACGUGAAGUCACCGGGAGGAUGGCAGCCCUGUGGAGAUCGUAUCAGGCCCUGAUGAACAAAUAUCCCUGGACGAUCCAGAUAGUAACAGCUGGGUCGUUAGUCGGCGUCGGUGAUGUCAUCUCCCAGCAGGUGUUUGAGAGGAGAGGAUUGGCUCAUCACAACGUGCAGCGGACGGCCAAGAUGAUGAGCAUCGGCUUCUUCUUCGUGG